Messenger RNA from Suillus plorans, 1117 nucleotides. Its product is annotated as Metallo-dependent hydrolase. The record is from RefSeq and is a predicted model, not a curated record. NCBI's taxonomy places the organism in Eukaryota, Fungi, Basidiomycota, Agaricomycetes, Boletales, Suillaceae. The transcript has 7 exons. The coding region runs from base 85 to 1113 and encodes 342 amino acids. Gene Ontology annotation, molecular function: adenosine deaminase activity. Gene Ontology annotation, biological process: adenosine catabolic process; inosine biosynthetic process.
CAGGCUUUCCAUUCUUUGGAAUCUGGAUGUUUUUCUGAGUUUCUCGCUAUUGGGCGAUAGCCAUCCCUCAGUCGUCUCUUGCAAAUGUCAGAAAUCGCGGGCCCUGCAGCUGCUGCUCUGGCAUCACUAUGCCCUGACAAUGUAAUUUUCCUUCAGUCACUCCCCAAGGCAGAACUUCAUGCUCAUCUCAACGGAUCUAUACCUAUCAAAACAAUACUGGAACUUGCGCAGAAAUACUCGCCUUCUAGUCCACAGACAACUGAGGUCGCAGACAUCAUCGAGAAACUCAAGUCUGGAGUCAUCUUGAAUGACAUAUUUGACUUUUUCUCUCUGAUCUAUACUCUGACAUCAACCCCGGAUGCGGUCGUGACAACUACUCGUGCAGUCCUCCAGUUGUUCCUGAACCCACCAUGCACGUACCUUGAGCUACGGACUACACCUCGCGCGACGACACAUAUGACGCGAGAGAGGUACCUAGCGGUUGUGCUUGAUGAAGCAGAGAUGUAUCCUGCUACUCAGGCCGCCCUGAUCGUGUCCAUCGAUCGUCGCAUGAGUGACUCGGACCUUGAAGAAUGCAUUAGUCUUGCCAUCAAGAUGAAGGACAGAGGCAGAAGAGUUGUAGGCAUUGAUGUAUGUGGGGAUCCACGUAGUGGCGACAUGCAAUCCUUCACUCAGCACCUAUCAAGAGCAAAGGGUGCUGGCCUUGGGUUGACCGUACACAUCGUGGAGAGCACAAAUAAUACAACCAAGGAUUCUCUGGCACUCCUUAGUUGUCGUCCGGAUCGACUCGGACACGCGACAUUCCUUUCAGAUGAACUCAAGACUUUCACUGAGUCCGAGGAAGCGAAACCAUGCAUCGAGAUAUGCCUGAGCUCCAAUCUUCUAUGUAAAACCGUCGCAUCCCUCGACGCGCAUCAUAUUCGCUAUUAUCUGAAGAAUGACCAUCCCAUCGCCAUCUGUACCUACGACGCACUCCCUUUCAGAACGUCUUGUCUUGGAGAGUACUCCUUGCUUCUGGCACAGCCUCCGCUAGGCCUUGGCUUGAGCAGAGAUGAUGUAGCUAGAAUCGCGCGGAUGGGCAUGGAUGCUGCAUUUUUGAGACCUCGUGAUUGAACUA